UGUCAGUUUAUUGUUUUUCUCUGCCUCUAAAUUCCACUUUUUUUUUUCCUUUCUUCUUUGUAUAAUUUCAUAAUUCAGUUUUAAUUUUCUUGAAAAACUCCAAUUUGUAGAAGAGUUUCUUUGUACUUAUGAACAGUGAUCUAAAAUUCGCGUCUAAGAUAUGUGAUCUUUCUUUUUGAUUCAGUCGAUGAACAUGAGUUCUACAUCAACUCAGUUUGCCCCCACGAGAAGGAUGGGCAUAUUCGAACCAUUCCACCAUAUGAGUAUGUGGGAAGACGCGUUUAGAGGUGAUAUUAUGCCCAGUGUUGGUGCGUGUAUGGUCACACCGGCAAAUGACAGGGCAGAUGACAAGUCGGGAUAUACUUCUAGUGACCAACUUAUACCAUCUGGCUCUGAGGAUAAUCAAGCAGGAAAGAGUAUUUCAGACAAGGUACAACGGCGUCUAGCACAGAAUCGUGAAGCUGCACGUAAAAGCCGUAUGAGGAAAAAGGCUUAUGUUCAGCAGCUCGAAAAAAGCAAUUUGAAGCUAGCACAACUUGAAAUGGAACUUGAGAGAGCUCGACAGCAGGGACUGUACAUUUUAGGUUCAAAUGGUAAUAUGGGGCUAAGUUCAACAAUUAAUCCAGGAAUAGCUGCAUUUGAAAUGGAAUAUAGUCUCUGGGUUGAAGAGCAACAAAAAAAGAACGUAGAGUUGAGGAACAUAUUGCAAUCCCAUGUAAGCGAAAUGGAGCUUCAGUUGCUGGUAGAAACCGUCUUAAACCACUACUACAAUCUAUUCCGAAUCAAAGCUGAUGCUGCGAAAGCUGAUGUGUUUUACUUGAUGUCUGGGAUGUGGAGAACUUCGGUGGAGCGAUUUUUCCUCUGGAUUGGAGGAUUCAAGCCAUCUGAACUCAUAAAUAUCGUGAUGCCACAGCUUGAGCCAUUGUCAGAUCAGCAGAUCGUGAAAAUCUGUAAUCUACGACACUGUUGUCAGCAAGCCGAGGAUGCUCUCACUCAGGGAAUGGAUAAACUUCAGCAAACUCUGGCACAGAACAUCCUAACUAUGACCACUGGAAUGGGAAGUUACAGUUCUCAAAUGGUUUCUAGUAUGGAAAAGUUAGAAGCACUCGAGAGUUUCGUUAACCAGGCAGAUCACCUUAGACAGCAAACGUUACAACAAAUGUCACUUGUCUUGACUACACGCCAAUCAGCCAGGGGGUUACUAGCUUUCGGGGAGUAUCUUCAACGUCUUCGUGCUCUAAGUUCUCUAUGGGCUGCUCGUCCUCGUGAACCUACCUAGCCUUUUACGAGCAAAGCAGACGAAGAUCACUAAGUUUCCUCGAAUGUAAGCUGUUUAACUACGCCUGAACGAGAUGUAUAUGGAAAAUGUAAUCGAAGUCUUGUCUAGAAUUUCAUACUCGGAAAACGCGUAUUAUUCAGGUGGUACCCUGGCAAGUUUCAAGAAUUGUAUGUAUAUAGGGAAGGGGGAUGUGUAUAAUUCUAGAAUAAGAACUUGAUGAGAGUAGAGAAAUUUAACUAUGAAACUCAGAGAAAUCUGGAAAAUGUAAUUUUAAUUUUUACAUAUGGUGUAAACUGAAAAAAAAUGUAUUUUGGAGAGAGUUUUCUCCCACUCGUUAGUUUGAAAAAGAGUACUCCCUCCUAUUUGUAUCUGGUUUUACAAGUAAUAAAUAUCCUCAUAUCUUUUAUCAUUAUUGC
Molecule: messenger RNA, 1695 nt
Organism: Solanum pennellii
Lineage: Eukaryota; Viridiplantae; Streptophyta; Magnoliopsida; Solanales; Solanaceae
Product: transcription factor TGA1
Exons: 9
Coding region: 188-1279 (363 amino acids)
Biological process (GO): regulation of DNA-templated transcription; DNA-templated transcription
Molecular function (GO): sequence-specific DNA binding; DNA-binding transcription factor activity
Source: RefSeq, a predicted model, not a curated record